Ogataea philodendri is the source of this 1647-nucleotide messenger RNA. RefSeq lists its product as uncharacterized. The record is from RefSeq and is a predicted model, not a curated record. NCBI's taxonomy places the organism in Eukaryota, Fungi, Ascomycota, Pichiomycetes, Pichiales, Pichiaceae. Gene Ontology annotation, biological process: intracellular signal transduction; protein phosphorylation; intracellular monoatomic cation homeostasis. The transcript has a single exon. Gene Ontology annotation, molecular function: protein serine/threonine kinase activity; ATP binding. The coding region runs from base 1 to 1647 and encodes 548 amino acids.
AUGGCCGCCUCAGAAACAGCUGAAAGACACCCUAAUUCAGCCAUGACCAAGCUGGGGAAAAUGCUGGGGAUCUCGUCCACGAAGCAGAGCUCAAGAACAGAGUCCAAUUCUGCGUCUUCGAGUUCAAAUGCCUCGUUGAGCUCCAUACCCUCGUCUCCUACUUUGCAAGGCAAACCCCCUUCUUCAGACUUGACCAGCAAAGAUCUUAGGUUGCAUUCGAGCUCCAAUUCGUCUUUGGCUAACGCUUCUGUGACUACUGCAGGUAACAGAAAAGUGAAGAGCCCGGGACAAAGCUCCUCAAAUGUGACCGGCCACGUUGCUCCUAUCAAUUUGAACUCCUCUGACAUUCCAAAUUUAUCCAGAUCGGGAUCUGUGAUUUCCAAGGCUGCGCCAGUCGCAAGAUUUGUUAUGAGAGAGGACGGAACACACGAGCAUCAGUUCCGUAACACUAAAAGACAGGAAAAGUUGGGCCAGAUGGUGAAGGAUUGGCUUGGAGCCAAAAAGUUGAGAAAUUCAGCAGUUUCAGCCAUCCCAAACAUUCUUUCCUCGACCAAUCUUGCUGCUCUUGACAACGAGGCCAAAGCCAGAAUGGAUGCAGCCUCCAACAAAGAUUUACCUCCAACUCUGUUGUCUGGGUUGCUGAACCAGGUGAAAAGAGGCGAUAUUACGCAGUUUUCAGGACCCCAAAACUCCAUCCAGCAGCCUACAACCGCCAUCAGUGUUAAUAUGAAGCCAGAAGAGGCAGAUAAUCGCUUGUUUGUGGAGAAAUACGGAGAGUGCCAGGAGGUUAUUGGCAGAGGAGCAUUUGGAGUUGUGCGGGUUGCACAUAAAAAACUGGCUGGGCCCGGACCAGACGGAGCAAACGAGAUACUUUUCGCUGUGAAGGAGUUUAGAAGACGGCCAAACGAGAGCGACUCGCGGUACUCCAAGAGACUCACCAGCGAGUUUUGCAUUUCGUCGUCAUUGAAGCAUCUAAACAUCAUUUCCACCGUGGAUUUGCUGAAGGACGCAAAAAGCGAUUAUUGCGAGGUGAUGGAGUACUGUUCUGGAGGAGACUUGUACUCUUUGAUUGUUACUGCCGGUAAGCUGGAGUACGCGGAGGCAGACUGUUUCUUCAAGCAGCUGACCAGGGGAUUGAACUACAUGCACAAGAUGGGAGUUGCACAUAGAGAUCUCAAGCCGGAGAAUUUGCUCCUGACAGCAAGAGGCACGUUGAAAAUCACUGAUUUCGGUAACGCCGAGUGUUUCAAAAUGGCAUGGGAAGACGAGAUUCAGUACAGUCGGGGUAUUUGUGGGUCGUCUCCAUACAUUGCUCCGGAAGAGUACACGCAGAAAGAGUUUGAUCCACGGCCAAUUGAUGUCUGGGCAUGUGGAGUGAUCUACAUGGCUAUGCGGACUGGUCGUCAACUGUGGAAGCUUGCCAACAUCGAGGACGAGUUUUUCACCACGUAUCUGCAAAAACGUAAGGACGCCAAGGGCUACGAGCCGAUCGAGGGUCUGAAGCGUGCACGGUGUCGGAACGUGAUUUACUCGAUUUUGGACCCUGUUCCCCAACGACGGAUCACGUGCGCGCAGAUCCUGAACAGCGAGUGGGUGCGGGAGAUCAAGAUAUGCAAAGCAGGCGACUGCGGUAAGCGCCCAGAGUAG